ACGCUCUCGGCCUGCUUGGGGGAUGGCUCGCACGAAGCAGACAGCGCGCAAGUCGACGGGCGGCAAGGCCCCGCGCAAGCAGCUGGCCACCAAGGCGGCCCGCAAGAGCGCGCCGGCCACCGGCGGCGUCAAGAAGCCGCACCGCUACCGGCCCGGCACGGUGGCCCUGCGCGAGAUCCGCCGCUACCAGAAGUCCACCGAGCUGCUGAUCCGCAAGCUGCCGUUCCAGCGGCUGGUGCGCGAGAUCGCGCAGGACUUCAAGACCGACCUGCGCUUCCAGAGCUCGGCCGUGAUGGCGCUGCAGGAGGCGUGCGAGGCCUACCUGGUGGGGCUCUUCGAGGACACCAACCUGUGCGCCAUCCACGCCAAGCGCGUCACCAUCAUGCCCAAGGACAUCCAGCUGGCGCGCCGCAUCCGCGGCGAGAGGGCGUAAGUUCUUAACGAAGGAUCGCCGACCUUAAACCCAAAGGCUCUUUUCAGAGCCACCCAAUUAGCUCAACAAAAGUGGCUGUGAAACUUUAGAUGGUGUUUAGGUGACCGUGGCCAUACUAGGCAUUACUUGAAAUCUAGUUCUAAUGGGACUUCUACCCGGCAAAAAGGUCCGUUUUUGAAAACCAUGUGACAGACUGCAUAUGAUCCUGUCAACCCACUUUCCUAGACUAUAUCGUGUACCUUUACUGAAAAGGGGACGACCUUGAACCAGUAGCCGCGUACAUGAACUGCCCACUUUGAAAGGGCCUAAUUUUGCCUCUAAGAAAUUUGAGCUUUAGGUUACAUCCCCAACUAUCAGGAAACACUUCGAAGAUCAUAGCGUUUACACUAUACGUAACUCAACAAACUUCAGAGCAAUACAGAAUACUGAAUAAUGACAGCUCCAAAUUCCAAAGGCUUCGCUUCAGUUUUCCCCACACCUUUGCUCUUACCCCUAAUACUUCUCGGCUACAUCUGAGAUGGGAGUUGAUGCAUCGACCUAAAUCAGGUGGACAACCAUCAACAAAAAACAAGAUUUCACCUGGAAUUGUGUGGUUUGCUUGGAUUGCUUUACAUUCCUGGAUUUUGAUAAAACAACUUUGACUUUACAAAAUAUUUGCAUUUUUCCAAGUAAUAAGGUUGGAUGUGUGUGUGUGUGUGUGUGUGUGUGUGUGUGUACUCGCGUGUGUCAUUGCGUUGUAUUUUUAUUUAAAUUUCCAGGCUCUCCUACAUGUAAUCGUCUGGCACAGACCUUUGUUAUCCAUGUAAAAGGUCUCAAUGAUGCCCUUGGCUUGAGCCAGGGUCUGUCCACUGCCCCAGCCCACAUCUGGGCCCCAGCUGAAGUCGAAAUAUCUUGGUUUUUCUUAUUGCUGUGCUGGCUUUUAUGUACAUUGUUUGGCUUUUUCCUCGAUAUGUUAUGUAUCUGUUAGAAAAAGGGUGUUUAAGGCACAGGGCCUGAAAGGAUAGCUUUAAAAAGGUACAAGUGCCCAUUGCUGUCUGAGGGUGGGAUGGCCAGGGGACAGUGGCUCAGAUUGGCUGCCCCUGCCCUCCCCCAUCCCCUUCCCAGUCAAGGAAUGUGGAUUUGGUUCUAAGUCUUCAUUUACUUGAGCCCCUCAACAGAAAAACUGCCCAGUGUCUGGUGAAUAAGGAUAGCACUAUCUUAGAAUCCAUAACGUUGUUAAUCUUUCUGCAGGAGUAUUCUGGAAACUGGAAGCACAGGGCAGCAUUUAGAUGUCAGAUUGCCCACAUUCAAAUCCCAGUGUUACCACUUACCUUAUCGUCUGACACAAAUUGAUUUCUCCAUCAUCAGAAAAAUAGGGAAUAACACUACCCACCUUAGUGGGUAUCAUAGUUACUGGGAUCAUAGAAGUUGAUUUUUGGACACAUGGCAUUGGAGAAAUGCUAUGAAUUUUCCUGAGCUCUGUGUGAUUCUCCCUUAUACUCUAACAUUUCUUUGAAAAUUGAAAUAAAAACUCAAACUUUCCCCUCUAAAUGUCCUUUUCAUUGGGCAUGACUUUAUUGAAUAGACUCGGCCCAGUUUGGAAAUGAAACUUCAGCGGGUAUUCUAAAAUCAAAGAAUGGAGGAAAUUGAGUCAUAAAUAUUGCAAAUAUUUUGUAAAGUCAAAGUUGUUUUAUCAAAAUCCAGGAAUGAAAAGCAAUCCAAGCAAACCACACAAUUCAAGGUGAAUCUUGUGUUUUGUUGAUGGUUGUCCACCUGAUUUAGGUCGGUGCAUCAACUCCCAUCUCAGAUGUAGGCCACAAAUGUUAGGAGUAAGAGCUAAGGUGUGUUGGGGGGGGGGGGGGGGAAGAAAUUUACUGAAUAUAUUGGAAGGGGAGCUGUGCCCACAUUUUAAUAUCACUGCACGAAGCAUUUAUUACUUUCUAUUAGCGGAGUGACUAUGGUCAUGCUGGAGGGAAAAAAAGGCGUUUAACAUACAGAUUGUAUUUUUUAAAUGGCUGUUGGAAGGUCCUUCAUGAAACACGGUGUUUCUUUCCCAGACACCAUGGUGAUACGACACCACAUGCUGAAAUUCACUGCUACUACUGCUGGCUCUCGAACUUUGGGUUUAUACAGACUUUCAGAAGAGAGGAGGAGGCCAAGGUCAGGGUGUAUUUUUCAGAGUUAAAGAUUUAGUAGUAGCCCUUCCAGUCAUCCCAGUAGAAGUGACUUGCUAAUCCAUGAGUGUCUGAGGUUUAACACCACAGUGGGAAGUCAGUGUAGAAAUGUGAAUUGUACUCCAGAUUCGGCUGCCGGAGAGCCAGGAAGGAACAUUACUUGUCAAUGCCCCUUUGGAAAGGGCACCUAGGGAUAUUCUCAGGCAACCAUAUUUAACAUGUCAUGUAUGAACAGAAAAACAGCCUGUCAGUCACUAGGUGAAUGAAUAAAGACGGCGUCUUACAUA
Prionailurus viverrinus (fishing cat) is the source of this 2873-nucleotide messenger RNA. RefSeq names its product histone H3.1. Gene Ontology annotation, molecular function: protein heterodimerization activity; DNA binding; structural constituent of chromatin. Lineage: Eukaryota; Metazoa; Chordata; Mammalia; Carnivora; Felidae. Bases 23 to 433 code for a protein of 136 amino acids. The record is from RefSeq and is a predicted model, not a curated record. Gene Ontology annotation, cellular component: nucleosome. The transcript has a single exon.